AUGAUGAGAGAGUCAUCAUCACGAUCACGUUACAUACUGCCCUUGCUCGCUGCCUUACUUUCCCUCCACCCAACCAUCAUCUCUGCAUUCGACUACGGUGACGCCCUCAGCAAGACUUUGUUGUUCUUCGAGGCACAACGGUCGGGUAAACUACCUGCGAACCAGCAUGUAAAAUGGCGCGGUGACUCAGGCCUUGGCGACGGUCAUGGCCAAGGGGUGAACUUGGUUGGAGGAUAUUACGAUGGGGGAGAUCAUGUAAAGUUCGGGCUGCCCAUGGCGUUCGCUUCGACGAUGCUGUCGUGGAGCGCCGUUGAUUUCAAGACAGAGUUGGUGAAGUCCAAUCAAAUGGGACCCACUUUGGAAGCCAUCAAAUGGGGCACAGAUUACUUCAUAAAAGCUCAUCCUCAGCCUAAUGUUCUUUGGGGACAGGUCGGAGACGGAGUGUCGGACCAUUACUGCUGGGAGCGUGCAGAGGAUAUGACAAGCCCAAGGACGGCGUACAAGCUGGAUCCCGAGCAUCCCGGGUCGGACCUCGCGGGAGAAACCGCUGCUGCCCUGGCCGCUGCCUGCCUUGCCUUCAAGCCUUAUGAUUCCGCCUACUCUGACCUUCUGCUAGUGCAUGCUAAGCAGCUUUUCUCAUUUGCAGACAGAUUCAGAGGCUUUUACCAUGAUUCUGUUCCAUGUGCAAAGCAGUUCUAUACAUCAACUGGUUAUUCAGAUGAGCUGCUGUGGGCUGCAACGUGGCUGUAUCGCGCUACAAAUGACGAGUAUUAUCUGAAAUAUGUCGUCGAAAACUGUGAGUCAUUGGGUGGAACUGGAUGGGCUGUGAAGGAGUUCUCUUGGGACAACAAGUAUGCUGGAGUUCAGAUUGUUCUGUCAAAGGUAUUGAUGGAUGGAGGUGGAGGAGCAUACACUUCCACACUGCAGCAAUAUCAAGCCAAGGCUGAUUACUUCACAUGUGCCUGCAUGCAGAAGAACGACGGCUACAACGUCCCAAUGACUCCUGGUGGACUGCUCUAUCUACAUCAAUGGAACAAUCUACAGUAUUCUGCCUCUGCUGCAUUCGCUAUUGCUGUCUACUCCGAAUAUCUUGCAAAGGCGAAAGGCGUUGUGAAAUGCCCAGAAGCCCAACUCCAGCCUCAAGAUCUCCUAGUGUUUGCCAAAUCACAAGCUGAUUACAUUCUUGGCAAGAAUCCCAAGAACUUGAGCUAUGUAGUCGGCUGUGGUGACAACUAUCCGGUCCAUGUUCAUCACAGAGGUGCAUCUAUUGCUCCCAUCUCCCUUCUCCGUUCUGCAGUGGGAUGCGUUGAUGGAUUUGAGAAGUGGUACAAACGCUUGGAGGCCAAUCCUAACAUCAUAUAUGGAGCCCUUGUCGGCGGUCCAAAUGCCAACGAUGAGUUCAUCGAUGAUAGAUCUAAUUAUGAGCAGACUGAGCCAACAUUGUCAGGAGCAGCCCCUCUUGUAGGCCUAUUCUGCAAACUCCACAGCCUUCCUGGAAAGUCUGCAGAUUCAUAUAAGAAAGAAACACCGAAACCUUCCACUCCUUACCACAAGCCACAAGGAUCAUCACCCACAUCUACACCAGCCUCCACACCCAAAUCAGACACCCCCAUAGAGUUUCUUCACUCAAUCACAAAAACAUGGACUGUGGGGAAGGAAACGUAUUACCGGCACAAGGUUGUAAUGAAGAAUGUUUCCAAUAAGCCAAUUUCAGAGAUGAAGCUCUACUUUGAAAAUCUGACGGGAUCGUUGUGGGGUCUCAUUCCGACAAAAGAGAAAAACAUGUAUCAAUUCCCUCAAUGGCUCAAGGUGUUGAAUCCUGGCUCUGAAUGCAGUUUCGUCUACAUUCAAGGCGGUGCUCAAGCCAAGAUUUCUAUUCAAAGCUACCAUUAAUUUUUAAGCAUUUCAAUUAACAAAUUUCCUACACAUAUGUACGACAAACAAAUUAAUUUGAUUUUUGGGCCUUUUUGACUAUUUGUAUCGUAACACUUCAAUAUUUGUUAUACUUCAUUUUCAUUCAUUAUAACUUGGGUUGGAAGUUGUAUAUUCUCUUUUUUGUAACACUUCAAUAUUUGUUAUACUUCAUUUUCAUUCAUUAUAA
This is a messenger RNA of Salvia hispanica, 2101 nucleotides long. NCBI's taxonomy places the organism in Eukaryota, Viridiplantae, Streptophyta, Magnoliopsida, Lamiales, Lamiaceae. The record is from RefSeq and is a predicted model, not a curated record.